CCUGUAUACCCGCUUUCGUCAACUUCGUUCCUGUUCUGUCUCAACGCAUAUCUUCGACUGUUGCGACUGAGAAGUAUUGGAUUUGUCCACAGGCUGAUCGAUGUAAUCCUCCGCAGUUUUCCCUUCGAGUCACGUCACACCACAUUUGAGUCCACCAUAAUAACGUUGAAGCCAUGAGUAUUCCCGAAGAAGUCCAAGAAUACCUCAAAGGUCCCUCUAGUCCUGUUCCUGAAGGAAAGACAUCCAAUCUGGACGAUCCUCCCAACAAGAAUAAUGAGGUCUUCACAUUCAUUGCUCUGUCUAUCGUGCUUGUAACGACCGUUACGUUGGCUCGCGCCUACUCGCGCAUUCACAUUGUCAAACAAUUUCACAUAGAGGAUUGCCUUGGAAUCCUUGCAAUAAUACCAUAUGCGGGCUUGGUGUCUGCGUCUUUCUACUUUGGGCGGCACAUUGGAUUUGGGGUGCAACAGUGGGAUUUGCCUGGUUCCGCUCUUAUUGAUCUCGGCUACGUUUCCCUCGUGGGCGCAAUCUCCUACGCCCUCUUGUUGCUUCUUCUGAAAUCUGCAAUUCUUCUGGAGUGGAUUCGGAUAUUCGUUCCCCACCGCACACGCAACAUCUUCUACUGGACCAGCGUUAUCCUCAUGCUGAGUAAUGUCGGAUUUCAAAUUGCCGGCAUAGCUGUCAUGUUUGGCAGUUGUCGACCUCUGCACAAAAUGUGGCAUUUCUGGAUACCUGGUACGUGCAUUGAAACCAAGGGUAUUCAUAUUGCUAUCGCCACGAUCAACCUUGCCAUGGAUGCUUUCAUUCUUGCAUUGCCGCAGAGGAUCAUAUUCUCCCUUCAAAUGAACACGCGUCGCAAGGUUGGCGUUGCUAUAAUCUUCUCGGUUGGGUUACUGUAUGUCCUGCACCAUCUAAAUCCGAGUCAUAAUAUGGUACUGAGGCUUGUGCAUGACAGAGUCGUUGCGGCUGCAGGUGGCCGUCUAUACACCGUUUUAACGAUGGACUACCCCAUAGGCACCAACAUACCUUCCAAUAUGUCUAAUCAAUGCUCUCAAGGCCUUCUAUGGGCCCUGUCAGAGAUCACUGGUGUAUUCCUUGUAUUCUGUGUGCCAGCUUUACCCAAGAUCUUUGAAAACAAACUCAUCGUUUCGCGAAUCACCACAUCAUGGCAGGCCUGUAUGCGUGUAUUUCAACGGCCAUUAUCGCAGCCAUCCACUCAAGCUCGAGUGACCGACAAUACUAACAGUCACUCUGACAUUCAGUGCAGACCGGGGAGCCCCAUUCACAGGGACAGGGUCAAGGAACCACUCCAGGAGUCCUCUGAAGAUGGAGGCCAUCAAUGUCUGCCAGCUGCAGACACUUUCGACACGUUUGCCAUCCACAGCGGGGAGGACACUGCUUCCAUAUCGUCUAUGGAUUCUUGCAUAAAAUCACAAGAGCCACAGAUGGUUCCAAACGUGUAAUGUACACAUCGAGGUCCAUAUACCGAGUGAUACUGGGUGGAACGGUGGGAUUCGACUGCUGCUGCAGCUUUGGUACGUCACUUUCUAAUGAAACAACCACAAAGUCAAACGGAUGUACCCGCUCCUUGGUGCGGAUUGGCCGUCAUGUAGUUACUGGCUGGCGCCUGGAGCUCAAACACUGUCGACUUCUGUUGCACACACUUAGCUGUCUGGACCUCACCGUCGUGAACACCGGGGACUGAAAGGGACUUGAGGGGCUGCGUGUUCGAAUAUCACCGGCCCGGAUGCUAGCGAACAGGAUUCAACUGCUAACAGCACAGAGGCAAGCUACCAGCAGAACUUUGGAACAUGCCCAGAGCAAAUAGGCGAGCCUUUAUGCCGCUUUCCGCCGGUGAUCGAAUCUGCGCUAGGAAUCCUGUGACAUGGUUGGGGAUGAGGUUGAAGAUCGCCAAGGCACUUUGGUGCUCUGACUUUGAGCUGGCGCCUGGUGAGGCCGGAAAGCUGGGCGGAGGGCAAGAAGGCGGACCCUAGGGUCGAAGGUGGGUCGACGAGUUCCAGUUGAAACAUAGUAGCAUCAUCAUCGACCACAGCGGCCCGCAUUUAAAAGCUGGUUCUUAAACAGCGGUGCGACUUCUGGCGGGAAUUUGAAUGAUGUUCUGACUGGUAGAGGUUUAUGAAUGAUGGGCAAUCGGGCCAAGGAGCUGCAGUCAGCAGUAAAAGAU
Molecule: messenger RNA, 2185 nt
Organism: Diaporthe batatas
Lineage: Eukaryota; Fungi; Ascomycota; Sordariomycetes; Diaporthales; Diaporthaceae
Exons: 4
Coding region: 174-1463 (429 amino acids)
Source: RefSeq, a predicted model, not a curated record